Messenger RNA from Candidozyma auris, 2355 nucleotides. It is a transcript of the gene NUP84, whose product is annotated as Nup84p. Gene Ontology annotation, biological process: regulation of DNA-templated transcription; post-transcriptional tethering of RNA polymerase II gene DNA at nuclear periphery; mRNA export from nucleus. The record is from RefSeq and is a predicted model, not a curated record. NCBI's taxonomy places the organism in Eukaryota, Fungi, Ascomycota, Pichiomycetes, Serinales, Metschnikowiaceae. Gene Ontology annotation, molecular function: structural constituent of nuclear pore. Bases 1 to 2355 code for a protein of 784 amino acids. The transcript has a single exon. Gene Ontology annotation, cellular component: nuclear pore; nuclear pore outer ring.
AUGGAAGAAAGCACCAUUUUCGCUGACCCUUUGCUGGAGCCAGCAGAGACUCAAUUUGCUCGUGUUCUAGAGAACUACAGAUUGGGCAAUGCUGGCGACGAUCCGUUUGCCAUAGUAAAGAGCUUCACAGGUAUCUCAGCAAAGAUCGCAUUGGCCAUGAACCAGAAACUAGGAACUGACGAAGACGCGAAGAGCGAGUUUGAGAACUGGAAUCUCGAAACGAAAAUAUGGCAUUUGUUUGAGUUGCUCUACUCGUUUAGAUUGUCUGAGAACAAGCAAUUUGAUGCUCUUUCGUACGCUUCAUUGAGAGUUCAAAGAGAAGCCUUCUUGUCAAAAAACCCAAAGCUAAAGGAAAUGCUCUUGAUUAUACAAUGGCUACAGUACAACUCUCCCGGAUGUGCGCUUGAACCGCUUCAAGACUCGCAGAAACUGAAAUGGUUGCAAACUACACUUAAGGCGAAAACGAGGGCCUUAUCUGCAAUUGCAAAUGCUGGAGGAAACUCUUCCCAGCUCGUUACAAAUAUAGAUCUGGAUGCGCCAUUGCGUGAAAAUAAGCAGAUCGCUCCGGAAGAUACAGAGACCGAUUCGGUUGUGUUUUCUCAGAUAUACCAGAUCCUUCUCACAGGUGACUACCAGGGGGCUCUGGACUUAGCUAAUGAGACAGGCAACUACACUCUAGGGCUAAUCUUGUUGGGCGCUAUUCAAGACUACUAUGAUCCAGUUGUGGAUAAAGUACCAGGUGAUGAUGAAGAUAUGGAAAUCGACACUGAUCAGGCAGAGCCCUCAGGGAUUCGUCACAAGUAUUUGUGGCAACAAACGGUGUACAAACUUUCUCAGGAGAAAAACAUCAAUUACUACGAGCGUCUUAUUUAUUCUUUCCUAAGUGGUGGAGACCUUACCGAGAACGUCAAGUUUUCUGAACACAGCUGGGAAGAAUGCCUCCUUGUUUACCUAUAUCAACUACUUACCUACCAUAUUUUGGUGUUUGUUGAGAAGCUCAUUCCAGAGGAUGAGAAGCUCCGGACGGUGCUGAUGCCAACUCCCCAAUUUCAGUCCGUCGACGACAUCCUCAAUACUAUUCUGCAAAAGAAAAAUCAAAGUGAGAACCCCUUCAGGGUCAUAAUGGGCAGCAUAAUGAUUGACCAGCUCAAUAUUUUCUUACAUAAUGCAUUCAAGGCAGAUCAAGCAGACAUUGCUCAAGAUUACCAGCUUCUACGAAUUCUCACACAUCUAGCAGUCAUGACGGUUAUACUCAAUGUUCAUGAUGGGUCGAAAACCCCAACGCGCAUCAUAACACGCUAUAUCUCAAGGCUAUCUGAUCUCGGAUUGGAGGAUCUUGUUCCUGUUUACAUGACCUUCAUUCCGGAUGAAAAGGACGUGCGUGAGUGCUACUCUAUCUUCUUAUCGACAAUCACAGAUCCAGAAAAGAGAGCUAGACAGCUAAGCAUUCUCAACAGAUUCGACGUUUCGUCUGCGGGCGACGAGACCCCAGCUAGCUCUGCCACCGAAGACAUACCUGACAAUGAUAAUAAAAUCUACAAUGUUUUGAAGAGAACUGUCGAAAGAGUGAUGUUGGAGACGGAGGAUCAUUACAACCAAAAUGGUGACGUCGUGAUUGCCGACACAGUUGUUGACCCUACAGACGUAAAGCUCUAUAGAGCAGUGGAUUGGCUUUUCGAUAAGGAUAUGUACGAGGAUGCCAUUAACGCUACGAAGGUUCUCAUGCGUCGUUUCCUUCUAACCGGCCGAGUGAAAGCCGUUCAAUCCUUUAGUGCCAACAAAAAUUUUAAAACUCUCUUAAAAGACUAUGACUUUUACGUUCAGACGAAGUCGCUUGACGGGAACAGUCCCCCAGCAAUUGUAUCUGAAGAAGUUAGACAAGAAUUGCUACAGUAUCAAGAUCUCGUGGAAACUCUUGAGCUUUUGAAUCAAUGGAAGAGCUUUGUUGGAACGGACAUUAAUUCUAGUCAAUUUUCCGAAUUCUGGAAAUCGAAGGAUUUGGAAAAGUCAAUUCAAAAAACGAUCCAUAAAUUACGAAAUCUUAUCAGUACCUGGUUCAAGGACGCAGCCACUUCUUCAAUGGACGAAGAGCUGACCGAGAUAUAUGAGGAAUACCGAAACAUCUACGUGCCUUAUUUUAUUAUAGAGCUCUUACAAGUUCUUCAACAAUCAAGGCGAACAGAUUGGAAAUACAUGCGCCAGGCGUUCAACUUGAUUAAUGAGAUUGCCGAUGAUAGCGCAAAUGACUACUUGCAGAGGUUCAUCUCGUGCGGCAGAUUGAACGAAUUUGUUUGCUUGACUGGUGACAUAGCUAUUGUUGCCAGUGAAAAAGGAUUGAAAGGUAUAUUUGCGUGA